Tupaia belangeri chinensis (Chinese tree shrew) is the source of this 10045-nucleotide messenger RNA. It is a transcript of the gene NAV2, whose product is annotated as neuron navigator 2. NCBI's taxonomy places the organism in Eukaryota, Metazoa, Chordata, Mammalia, Scandentia, Tupaiidae. Gene Ontology annotation, biological process: neurogenesis; nervous system development. Gene Ontology annotation, molecular function: ATP hydrolysis activity; protein binding. The record is from RefSeq and is a predicted model, not a curated record. The transcript has 36 exons. Bases 73 to 6858 code for a protein of 2261 amino acids.
GCUCAGAUUAUCCAGGUUGUGGCAAAUGAAAAGAUUGAAGACAUCAAUGGCUGUCCGAAGAACAGAUCGCAAAUGAUUGAAAACAUAGACGCCUGUUUGAAUUUCCUGGCAGCUAAGGGGAUAAACAUCCAGGGCCUGUCUGCAGAAGAAAUCAGGAAUGGAAACCUCAAGGCCAUUCUAGGCCUCUUCUUCAGCCUCUCCCGAUACAAGCAACAGCAGCAGCAACCCCAGAAGCAGCUCCUCUCCUCACCUCUAUCAUCUGCCGUGUCCCAGGCAGCCGGGGCCCCUUCCCAGUGCCAGGCUGGCCCUCCUCAGCAACAGGUGCCAGCCACUCCCCAAGCCCUGUGCCAGCCGCACCAGCCAGCGCCACAUCAGCAGACAAAAGCACAAGCUGAAAUGCAGUCCAGGCUUCCAGGUCCUACCGCAAGGGUAUCUGCUGCAGGCAGCGAGGCCAAAACACGCGGAGGAUCAGCCGCUGCUAACAACCGACGAAGCCAGAGCUUUAACAACUAUGACAAGUCUAAACCAGUCACCUCCCCACCUCCGCCCCCACCACCAAGCAACCAUGAGAAAGAGCCAUUGGCAAGCUCAGCCUCCUCCCACUCCGGAAUGAGCGACAAUGCACCUGCUUCCUCUGAGAGCGGCGGCUCCACCCCUGCUAACUGCAGCGCCUCUUCGGCCAUCCCGCAGCCUGGCGCGGCCUCCAAGCCCUGGCGCAGCAAGUCCCUGAGCGUGAAGCACAGUGCCACCACAUCCAUGCUGGCGGUCAAGCCGCCGGGGCCCGAGGCCCCCAGGCCCUCCCUCGAAGCCCUGAAGCCCGCCCCCAACAAUCAGAAGUCCAUGCUGGAGAACCUCAAACUCUUCAACAGUAAAGGAGGCUCCAAGGCUGGCGAGGGCCCGGGGUCCCGGGACGCAAGCUGCGAGCGCCUGGAGGUCCUGCCCCGCUUCGAAGAGAGCGAAGAGCUGGAGGCCGCCAGCCGCGCUCUGUCCACGGGCGGCCCUGCUUCCAACAGCCCCAAGAUCGCUCUCAAGGGCAUCGCCCAGAGGACGUUCAGCCGGGCGCUGACCAACAAGAAGGGCUCCCCCAAAGGCAGCGAGAAGGAGAAGCAGCAGCGGGAGAAGGAGAAGGAGAAAGGCAAGGACCUCAGCAAGAGAGCCUCUGUGACCGAGAGGCCGGACCCCAAGGAGGAGCCGAAAGAAGACCCCAGCGGCGCAGCCCUGACCGAGAUGCCAAAAAAGUCCUCCAAGAUCGCCAGCUUCAUCCCCAAGGGCGGUAAGCUCAGCAGUGGCAAGAAGGAGGUGGCGGCGCCUUCCCACAGCGGAAUACCAAAACCAGGGAUGAAGAGCAUGCCCGGGAAAUGCCCGGGCGCCCCAGCCGCUUCCAAGGAGGGGGAGCGCAGCCGGGGUGCCAAGCCGAGCUCGGGGAUCGCCCCGCAGAAGCCCCAGCUGGACGGCAGACACUCCAGCUCCUCCUCCAGCCUGGCGUCCUCGGAAGGAAAGGGCCUGGGCGGCGCCACCCUGAACCACAGCAUCAGCAGCCAGACCGUCAGCGGCUCGGUCGGGACCACGCAGACCACGGGAAGCAACACCGUCAGUGUCCAGCUACCUCAGCCCCAGCAGCAAUACACCCACCCCAACACUGCCACGGUCGCGCCUUUCCUGUACAGGUCCCAGACGGAUACCGAAGGCAAUGUGACUGCCGAGUCCAGCUCAGCGGGGGUGAGCAUGGAGCCCAGCCACUACACCAAGAGUGGACAGCCCGCCCUGGAGGAACUCACUGGGGAAGACCCUGAGGCUCGGCGACUGCGCACGGUGAAGAACAUCGCUGAUCUGCGGCAGAAUUUGGAGGAGACCAUGUCCAGUUUACGGGGAACUCAGGUUACACACAGCACGUUGGAAACCACGUUUGACACCAACGUGACCACGGAGAUCAGCGGCCGUAGCAUCCUCAGCUUGACGGGGAGGCCCACCCCGCUGUCCUGGAGACUCGGCCAGUCCAGCCCUCGUCUCCAAGCAGGAGACGCCCCUUCGAUGGGCAACGGGUACCCGCCUCGAGCCAACGCCAGCCGGUUCGUCAACACCGAGCCAGGCCGCUAUGUGUACUCUGCCCCGCUGAGGAGGCAGCUGGCCUCCAGGGGCAGCAGCGGCUGCCAUGUGGACGUCUCAGACAAGGCCGGGGACGAGAUGGACCUGGAAGGCAUCAGCAUGGACGCCCCCGGCUACAUGAGCGACGGGGACGUCCUGAGCAAGAACAUCCGGGCUGACGACGUGACCAGCGGGUAUAUGACUGAUGGUGGACUUGGCCUCUACACCCGUCGCCUGAACCGGCUCCCCGAUGGGAUGGCUGUGGUGCGGGAGACCCUGCAACGAAAUACCUCCCUGGGUCUCGGAGAUGCUGACAGCUGGGACGACAGCAGCUCCGUCAGCAGUGGCAUCAGCGACACCAUAGACAACCUCAGCACCGAUGACAUUAACACCAGCUCCUCCAUCAGCUCCUAUGCCAACACCCCUGCCUCCUCCCGCAGAAACCUGGAUGUCCAGACCGACGCUGAGAAACACUCACAGGUGGAGAGGAAUUCCCUGUGGUCUGGUGAUGACGUCAAGAAGUCAGACGGAGGGUCAGACAGCGGCAUAAAGAUGGAGCCCGGCUCCAAGUGGAGGCGGAACCCUUCGGAUGUGUCUGAUGAGUCCGACAAAAGCACGUCGGGCAAGAAGAAUACGGUCAUCUCCCAGACGGGCUCGUGGCGGCGAGGCAUGACGGCUCAAGUCGGCAUCACCAUGCCGAGGACGAAGCAGUCAGCCCCAGCAGGCAGUCUGAAGACCCCAGGAACUGGGAAAACAGACGAUGCGAAGGUGUCCGAGAAGGGUAGGCUUUCUCCCAAAGCCUCCCAGGUGAAGCGCUCCCCAUCGGAUGCUGGCCGCAGCAGUGGUGACGAAUCCAAAAAGCCCCUCCCCAGCAGCUCCAGGACGCCCACUGCCAACGCCAACAGCUUUGGGUUCAAGAAGCAGAGUGGCUCUGCUGCCGGCCUGGCCAUGAUCACAGCCAGUGGGGCCACUGUCACCAGCAGAUCAGCCACGCUGGGCAAAAUCCCAAAGUCCUCCGCGCUUGUCGGUCGGGCAACUGGUCGGAAGACGAGCAUGGACGGGGCUCAGAAUCAGGACGAUGCGUACCUGUCUCUCAGCUCCCGGACCAACUUGCAGUACCGCAGUUUGCCCAGGCCCAGUAAGUCCAAUGGCCGGAACGGGGCUGGGAACAGAUCCAGUACCAGCAGCAUCGACUCCAACAUCAGCAGCAAGUCAGCGGGCCUGCCGGUGCCCAAGCUGAGGGAGCCUUCCAAAACAGCCCUGGGCAGCUCGCUGCCAGGCCUGGUCAACCAGACGGACAAGGAGAAAGGCAUCUCAUCGGAUAAUGAGAGUGUGGCCUCCUGUAACUCAGUGAAAGUGAAUCCUGCAGCCCAGUCCGUGUCUAGCCCGGCUCAGGCAACUCUCCAGCCUGGAGCCAAGUACCCAGACGUGGCCUCUCCCACACUCCGCAGACUCUUUGGUGGGAAGCCUACCAAGCAAGUGCCCAUCGCCACAGCCGAAAACAUGAAAAAUUCGGUGGUCAUCUCCAACCCUCAUGCCACCAUGACCCAGCCAGGUAACUUAGACUCCCCCUCGGGCAGUGGCGUCCUGAGCAGCGGGAGCAGCAGCCCUCUCUACAGUAAGAAUGUGGACCUCAACCAAUCUCCUGUAGAUUCCAGCCCCAGCUCAGCCCACUCGGGCCCCUCCAACAGCCUCACCUGGGGCACCAACGCCAGCAGCUCCUCGGCUGUCAGCAAGGACGGCCGGGGCUUCCAGUCUGUGAGCAGCCUCCACACCAGCUGCGAGUCCAUCGACAUCUCGCUCAGCAGUGGGGGCGGCCUGAGCCACAACUCCUCCACUGGCCUGCUCACCUCGUCUAAGGACGACUCCCUGACUCCCUUUGUCAGAACCAACAGUGUGAAGACCACACUGUCAGAAAGUGACCCGCACCUUGAUAGGAACACUUUGCCUAAGAAAGGACUCAGGUAUACUCCCACCUCCCAGCUUCGCACGCAAGACGACGCCAAGGAAUGGUUACGCUCCCACUCUGCAGGAGGCCUGCAGGACACCAUGGCCAAUUCUCCCUUCUCCUCUGGCUCUAGCGUGACUUCUCCCUCUGGAACAAGAUUCAACUUUUCCCAGCUUGCGAGCCCCACCACUGUCACUCAGAUGAGCCUGUCCAACCCCACCAUGCUGCGGACCCACAGCCUCUCCAACGCCGAAGGGCAAUACGACCCCUACACCGACAGCCGCCUCCGGAACAGCUCCAUGUCCCUGGACGAGAAGAGCAGGACCAUGAGCCGCUCAGGCUCAUUCCGGGAUGGCUUUGAAGAAGUGCAUGGAUCCUCCCUGUCCUUGGUUUCUAGUACGUCAUCAGUUUAUUCCACGCCAGAAGAAAAAUGCCAGUCUGAGAUUCGCAAACUGCGGCGGGAACUGGACGCCUCCCAGGAGAAGGUUUCGGCUCUGACCACCCAGCUGACGGCGAACGCUCACCUCGUGGCUGCCUUUGAACAGAGUCUCGGGAACAUGACAAUCAGGCUCCAGAGUCUGACCAUGACGGCUGAGCAGAAGGAUUCAGAGCUGAAUGAGUUAAGAAAAACUAUUGAGCUGCUGAAGAAGCAGAAUGCAGCUGCUCAGGCUGCCAUUAACGGAGUAAUUAACACACCAGAGCUUAACUGCAAAGGGAACGGCCCCACCCAGUCGGCAGACCUCCGCAUCCGCAGACAGCACUCCUCCGACAGCGUGUCCAGCAUCAACAGCGCCACCAGCCACUCCAGCGUGGGCAGCAACAUCGAGAGCGACUCCAAGAAAAAGAAGAGGAAGAACUGGUUACGCAGCUCCUUCAAGCAAGCUUUUGGGAAGAAGAAGUCUCCCAAGUCAGCAUCCUCUCAUUCGGACAUUGAGGAGAUGACGGAUUCUUCUUUGCCUUCCUCGCCAAAGUUACCACACAAUGGGUCCACGGGUUCAACUCCGUUGCUGAGGAAUUCUCACUCCAACUCUCUAAUUUCGGAGUGCAUGGACAGCGAGGCCGAGACGGUCAUGCAGCUCCGAAAUGAGCUGAGGGACAAGGAGAUGAAGUUGACGGACAUCCGCCUGGAGGCGCUCAGCUCUGCCCACCAGCUCGACCAGCUCCGCGAGGCCAUGAACAGAAUGCAGAGUGAAAUUGAGAAGCUGAAAGCUGAGAAUGACCGGCUGAAGUCAGAGUCCCAAGGCAGCGGCUGCAGCCGGGCCCCCUCCCAAGUGUCCAUCUCUGCCUCUCCGAGGCAGUCCAUGGGCCUCUCUCAGCACAGCCUGAACCUCACUGAGUCAACCAGCCUGGACAUGUUGCUGGAUGACACUGGUGAAUGCUCGGCUCGGAAGGAAGGAGGCAGGCAUGUUAAGAUAGUUGUCAGCUUUCAGGAGGAAAUGAAGUGGAAGGAGGAUUCCAGACCGCACCUCUUUCUUAUUGGCUGCAUUGGAGUCAGUGGCAAGACGAAGUGGGAUGUGCUCGAUGGGGUGGUUAGGCGGCUGUUCAAAGAAUACAUCAUUCAUGUCGACCCAGUGAGCCAGCUAGGGCUGAAUUCAGACAGUGUCCUGGGCUACAGCAUCGGGGAGAUCAGACGCAGCAACACCUCCGACACCCCCGAGCUCCUGCCCUGCGGCUAUCUGGUUGGCGAGAACACCACCAUCUCUGUGACUGUCAAAGGGCUCGCAGAAAACAGCCUGGACUCGCUGGUGUUCGAGUCCUUGAUCCCCAAGCCCAUCUUGCAGCGCUACGUCUCCCUGCUCACGGAGCACCGGCGGAUCAUCCUCUCCGGCCCCAGCGGCACCGGGAAGACCUACCUGGCCAACCGGCUGUCAGAGUACGUGGUGCUUCGAGAGGGCCGGGAGCUGACAGACGGGGUCAUCGCCACCUUCAACGUGGACCACAAGUCCAGCAAGGAGUUGCGCCAGUACCUGUCCAACCUGGCUGACCAGUGCAACAGUGAGAACAACGCCGUGGACAUGCCCCUGGUCAUCAUCCUGGACAACCUGCACCACGUCAGCUCUCUGGGCGAGAUCUUCAAUGGGCUGCUCAACUGCAAGUACCAUAAAUGCCCGUACAUAAUUGGCACAAUGAACCAGGCUACCUCUUCCUCCCCCAACCUGCAGCUCCACCACAACUUCAGGUGGGUGCUCUGUGCCAACCACACGGAGCCUGUGAAGGGCUUCCUCGGCCGGUUCCUGAGGAGGAAGCUCAUGGAGACGGAGAUCAGUGGGCGGGUGCGGAACGUGGAGCUGGUGAAGAUCAUCGACUGGAUUCCCAAGGUCUGGCAUCACCUCAACCGCUUCCUGGAGGCCCACAGCUCCUCGGACGUCACCAUCGGCCCCCGGCUCUUCCUGUCGUGCCCCAUCGACGUGGAUGGCUCGAGAGUAUGGUUCACCGACUUGUGGAACUACUCCAUCAUCCCCUAUCUCCUGGAAGCCGUCAGAGAAGGACUCCAGCUGUAUGGAAGGCGUGCCCCCUGGGAGGACCCUGCCAAGUGGGUGAUGGACACCUACCCAUGGGCAGCCAGCCCACAGCAGCACGAGUGGCCUCCCCUAUUGCAGCUGCGGCCUGAGGACGUCGGCUUCGACGGCUACUCCAUGCCUCGGGAGGGGGCAGCGAGCAAGCAGGUGCCCCCCAGUGAUGCUGAAGGAGAUCCGCUGAUGAACAUGCUGAUGAGGCUGCAGGAGGCGGCCAACUACUCCAGCCCGCAGAGCUACGACAGCCUCUCCAACAGCAACAGCCACCACGACGACAUCCUGGACUCGUCCUUGGAGUCCACUCUGUGACGAGGCCUGGCCGGGCAGCCUGCCCACCCUCUCUGCCCCCUCCCGCCUGCACCCUCAGCAUCCUCUCAAAGACGAUUUCCUGAGCCAGCCCCUGGCCGCAGCCCUCAGAGCGGCAGGUGUACCCAGAGCCCUCCUCCGGCCGCGACCCGGUGCCGGCCUCCAGGGUCAGCCCCUGGUAAGAACCGCACACCUUCUGCGUGACUCGACUUCUUGUUUUGCCUUGUUGCUGUGACCUCCCUAAGACACUGAAGAUGCUUCUCGGGAAAGGAUUAUCACCGUUGAAAUGGAAAGAGAAAGAAAGAAACUCAUCCGAAGCUCUGAAACCAAACAGCAUCCUGCCAUGAGCUGCCCAGAGAUGAGAGACGGGAGACGGGAGCCAUGUCGGACACAUAGACGGCGCGGCUCCCCCAGCCCACAGCCCCCGGGCUGGGCCUCGCUGCCCACCACCCUGCCGCCCAGCCACGGAGAGAUCUGGUGCUGAUGGGGCCUCCCUCUGGUCCCGCUCCACGCUGCAGAGCUACGACAAGGAAAGCCUUAGAAGAAAAUAUAUCCUGCCCUUGGGGUUUGCGUUUCUGUCAUGGUGCUCUCCUCCCCCGAGAGGUGCUUUGCCUGUUCGAGUUCAACUACCCCUUCAGGUCCGUCCUCAGCCUCCGGCCCGCCACGAGAGGGUGUGAGGGAGGGAGCGAGUGGCUCUGCGUGCAGGACCGCACGUGUCUGUCCUUCCUGUGUGUAGACGAAUCAGGUUUCUUCCUGCAAACACUGUGUCGAGUGAGAACCGAUAACCCCGGUUGCUUUUCUCCCUUUCGGACUCGCGUUGAUCUCGAACGCGCGUCUCCCUCCCCGCUGGGUCAGAAUCAGUCCUUUGGUGAAAGGAAGAGCCGUAGGAGUUGCGUUUUGGUUUGGUCUUGCUCAGUUUUGGUUUUCAGUUGCCCGUCCUCACGGUUUGAUGCCCUCAACCUCCCACCGCGAGGGUUGCAGGUAUUUAUGUCCCCCAGGAUGGGUGGGGGACCCGGUCCUCACCUUGCCUCUUUGUCCUCGAGGCUUCAGAAAACACGUCGACACCUCAAGGUCCCAGCCCCAACUUCAGGGGGGUGGGGGCGGUGGGGUCCCCUCGUAGCAGACUUGCACUAGCUUCAGAGCCAACACGAUGCAGCCCAGCAAGGGUGGGCGGCCGCUCCCUCCCCGCAGCCUGACCCGGCCCCAGCCUCCGUCCGGACGAGCCCCGCCUGACCUCUUCGGUGCUGACCUUCCCAAAGUGAUGCCUUACUGCUUUCAGACCGACCGCGUGCAGUUACCCGACUGUCGUGCCUGCCUGGAGUGUUCGUGCGUUCGUUUCCCCAUCGAAGCAAACAGGGCUAACAAGUCAUCUGCUCAUUAGAACUCAAGUCGCUGUGACUUUUCUCAUCCGAAAGACUCAUUCGUAUGGAUGUGUGACUGUGCAAAAAGAGAAAAAAAAAAAAGAAAAAAAAAGGAUCCACUUUUUAAGUUCUUACCAGUCUCCAGCUGACAACCUGACUGGACAGUGAUCUGUCUCACGCAGGAAAAGGCAAAAUUUCCUACAAAGCUACAUGACAGUGUGAACACGUGCCCUCCCAGAAACCCAGUCUGCCGAGUCUCUGCCUUGCUGGGGUUUUCUGUACAGAGCGUGGUAAAUCUCGGAGUUGUUUUUGUUUUAUAAAGAGAAUCUUUAUCGGACCCCACUGAGGGUGUCUCUGUUAAUAAUCAGGGUUUUUAUUCCACCUUUUGCAUUUCUGUUUCUGAAGGUUCAUCUCUGCAUGUGUUUCUCAUUUUCUCAUCGGUAGAGCGUGACCGGAUGGCUCACUUCACAUUAUUCGAUACCAUUUUCUUCCCUUUGAAAGGAAAACGGGACUGUGUCCCACUAACUAGUGACACGGUCCUCCUUGAAUCUCAUUAGUCUCAGAGUCUUCUGCUUAGCCUUGACUGGCCCUCUGGGUGCGAGUGCAUCUUGUUCCAUUUAUGUUUUUAGCAAACUUUGAAACCAUGUAGUUAGUCUGUGACCAGGGGCCGAACCCUGAGCCUUCUGGUAAACCCGAAGGGUGGCCCUCCUCAGACCUGUACCUCCAGCAAUGACCUUACACUCUCGUACUGUGAAUUUGGAGGAGGCGAAACGGUCUUCUCCUCGCGGGCAGUUUUCCCAGUCACCUGUGAGUAGACACCAGCCAACUUGGUUUGAUAAUAGAUUUUUUUUCCCUUUUGUCCAACACCCUCUCUUCGCUUCCUGUCUCCCCUCUCCUGCAGCCGUCCCUCCCGCUGGGUCCAGGCUGACAAGGAGACCUCUGUGCCUAGAGCUGCCUGAUGGGCAGACGGGAUUUCGAGGCGAGGAGCCCUGUGUGAGUCACACUCAGUCCUUCCUCGUGCUUCGGGAAGCAGGGUUGUCUAACGCGUCCAUCUUUUGUUUCGGUCAUACUUUUCCAUUAGUGUCACUCACCUUUGACAAAGUGACUUUGGACUCAUUUAGGGCUCUGUCUGAAAUGCUUCCAUUUUGCCUUUUUCUACAGUUAGGCUAAUUUUGAAAUGUAUAAAAUUCUAUGCAACAUUUCUGUUGAGUUACCAAUGGAAGCCAAAUGUUUCCUUCCCAAACUGCCAAGAGUUAUGCAGGCCAUAAAUGAGAUGGGAAUACCUUUUAAUUUAAGGGGUGGGGUGGGGUGGGGGUGGAACCAGGAACAACAUUUGCCUAGACCUUUAUGGUAUCUUGGGGACAUUUUUUUAUUUUGUUGUUGGAUGCUUCAACUUCAAAUUUCUGUGUAUUCGAAUUUGUGGCGAAUCUACUUCAAAAGAAAACAAAUCCAACGUUGCAGAUAUUCAGUGGAAGGUUUGCUGUUUUGAUCUAGCUGUUGCCAACGGAGCGGUUUAUGAAAUAUGUUCUAUAAGAUGUACAUUUUUUUUCAUUGUAACAUAGAAAUUGUAAAUAACGGAUUAAAGUGCUGCAUUUUGAUGAAUUUUUUCUAGCCAUUUUUAAAGAGAAAACUAGGAACUGAGUAUUUUGUGUACUGUAUGUUUCCACGCCCAUCCCCUGCCCGCCCUCCCUAUUUAAUUUUCACCCGUCAUGAGGUUUUCGGAUUUGCCAAUGAUCUGCUGAAGAUCACGCCCCACGUCAUGGAGAAUAAAGCUGAUGAUUGUACCAGUCUUAAAUUAUUCAUGAUUCAAUAAAACUGAUGCUUAUUUA